CACCGGGUAGCUAGCGGGUACCAAACCCGGCGGCGCUGGAAAGGAAAGCCUGCCGUCCAGUCCUCUCUCCCCCCUUUUGCUGCCGCCUGCCGGCCGGAAGGAAGGGAGGUGCGCUCAUCUGUGCAGCGGCGGCUUCGGAGUCCGGAGGGGCUCCGAGGGGAGGUCCGGCGGGGAGCCAUGGCGCGGAAGCACGGCUGGCAGCUCCCAGCCCACACCCUGCAGAUCGUUGCAAUUACGGUUUUCUUCCUUCUGGUGGUUGCGUUUUAUGCCUUCUUUGCGCCGUUUUUGGGAAAACAAGUUGUCGAGUAUAUUGCAAUUGGCGUUUAUACUCCUGUGGCACUUGCAGUUUUCAUCCUUUACAUUCGAUGCACAAGUAUAAACCCUGCGGAUCCUGGGAUCAUGUCAAAGUUUGAGGAUGGCCUUAUCAAUAUACCAACUAACGGCUCUGAGAUAGAAGGCAUGAAUUUGCCCCAGAAAGUAAACAAUGCUACAGGAACAAACUCCCCAACGUCUACUUGCAGAAGUUCUCUAGAUGGGCAUUCUAAUCAAAGAGGUUCAUCAAUAGGGGAGGCAAACAUGAAUCUAGGAUCACAACUGCCAAAGAAAAGAUCAAGCUGUUGGUUGCUAGGUGGGCUUCUGUGUGCUAUAUUUGUCAAGGAGGACUGCCGAAAAACUGAUGACUCAGAGCAACAAGCAAAUGGUGAGGAGGCUCUGUUUUGCACAUUAUGUAAUGCUGAGGUUCGCAAAUUCAGCAAACACUGCAGAAGUUGUGACAAGUGUGUGGAUGGAUUUGAUCAUCAUUGCCGGUGGCUAAAUAACUGUGUUGGACGGAAGAAUUAUUUCACAUUCCUUGCUCUGAUGGCAAUCAGUCUUAUCUGGCUUGCAAUUGAAUUUGGAGCGGGAAUUGCUGUUAUUGUACUCUGUUUUGUCGAUAAGAAUGCAUCAAGAAAUAUCCAAGACAAGUUGGGGAAUGGCUUGACUCGUGCUCCGUUUGCUGUUAUUGUGGGCAUAUUUACCUUACUUUCAUUGGUGGCAUGCAUACCUUUGGGCGAACUUUUCUUCUUUCACAUAAUAUUGAUAAGAAAGGGGAUUACAACUUAUGAUUAUGUCGUUGCAAUGAGAGCUAUGAGUGAGGCAGCUCCAGAGGAUGAGGAAGGAGCAAAUAUCAUUUACUCCCCAUCAAAUUCAGCAACAACUGGGUUCAGUGUAGGAAGUUCACUUGGUCUUCACCACAAAGGUGCUUGGUGUACACCUCCAAGGAUAUUUAUUGAUCAGGAUGAAGUAAUCCCACAUUUGGAGCCUGGAAUGGUGCCUUCAACCGUGGACCCUGAUGCUGCUGGAUAUGCUGAAAGAGCAAACAAAGCUAAGAAGGCAGUCAAAAUCAGUGCUCGCAGCCUCGCAAAGCUUGAUAAGAAUGAGGUCAUGAAAGCUGCUGCAAAAGCUCGGGCAUCAUCCUCGGUUCUGCGACCUAUAGAUGCCCGCCGUGGUCAUGAAGCUGAUGUCAUCUCCAGCGGCAAUGCCAGUGUCAGGAGUAGCAUGAGUGUUGACUACAGUGGCACAAAGGAAUCAAACAGCGAGAUGAAACUUUCUCCACUUCAGAACUCAUACCCGCAAAGCCUUGCAAGCCAGGAUGAUUAUGAUACCGGCACACCAACCGCAAGCAGUUUAAGCAGUCCAGUCCACAUCCACAAGCUUGCUUCUCACUCUCAGUUCAGUGUAGCACCUCGCCCUACACCUCCUGAAAGACCUGUGCCAGCGAUGCUGCGGCCACCUGUUCCCACCACACAAAUAACCAACACAGGGAUACCGCGGCCAGCUGUUCCCGCGACACAGAUAAGCAACCCAAUGUUCCAGUCAGCCACAUCUUAUGUUCGAGAGAACCGAAGGGCCUCUGUCGUCUGGGAUCAAGAGGCUGGUCGGUAUGUGUCAGUUCCUGCACAGACAAGAAUCGGAACUGGUGUCGAGGUGCCAACAAGAAACCCACGGUUCUUGGCGAACCCAAGUGGCGAGCAAAGCAGCCAUGCGAGGAGUGUUGCACCCGGCAAUGCCUCGUCCUCAGCAAUGGCAUCAGGGCAGCCUUCAGAGAGGCUGACAUAUUCUGGGCAGUCAAUAUUCUUUGGCGGUCCCAUGCUGAGUACCCCUGGCAUGAGCAGCCAGAGGAAUGAGGCAGGCACAAGGGUACGCCCCGAGGGAAGCAGAGAUCCUAAUGCCCAGCAGCGUGACAUCCGGGGCGAGAAAGCAAGGACAGGCUCCUUUCCAAUAUUUGCUCCUGGGACGUUCCAGAGGAACCCACCCUUUGACAAAUGACUUGCUCCUGCUCAUGAAGUUCAUCUGAAGUGCGAAGGAUGCCCCUGAAGAGUUGACAGAUAGUUGGAAGGCUGCUCUUCUGGGAUUGCCAGACGGACGGACAAGGCAGCUGUUGGAAUGAAUGGGGCUGCUGGCACUUGGCAGGCCAUAAUGAAAACCACAAGUAUCGCUCGGAGUCAGUGCUGACUUUUUUCAGUGCUGGGAGAGCGAUGGAGUGACUGAUGUAGUACAAUGUGUUCGUGUUAGGGAUUCAUCAGGUAUCUGAUGCGCGACAGAUAGGAAGAGCUAAUUUCUGGUGAUGUCAAACGAACGCCGAUUUGCAGCUGACUUUGUAGUGUCGUUUGCCAUCACUGUGUGUGUGUGCCAUGGGAUACUAUUCGACAUGUAAAAUGUUAGUUCAGGUGCACUUUCGGACAGUGCUCGGGCGUAUUUGCUUGCUUGUACCAGGUCUUGAGUUUUGAUGCUUGUAGCAGCAUCUUUCUAGGCAUGCCAUCUUUCUAUGGUGUGAACCA
This is a messenger RNA of Sorghum bicolor (sorghum), 2819 nucleotides long. Its product is annotated as probable protein S-acyltransferase 19. Gene Ontology annotation, molecular function: protein-cysteine S-palmitoyltransferase activity. Gene Ontology annotation, cellular component: endoplasmic reticulum; Golgi apparatus. Gene Ontology annotation, biological process: protein targeting to membrane; peptidyl-L-cysteine S-palmitoylation. The transcript is spliced from 9 exons. Lineage: Eukaryota; Viridiplantae; Streptophyta; Magnoliopsida; Poales; Poaceae. Bases 178 to 2307 code for a protein of 709 amino acids. The record is from RefSeq and is a predicted model, not a curated record.